GAUAUCAGCGCUGCCUCUGGCUAUAAAUUCAAGGCUAGGAGCUCGCAAUGUCCUCAGAACUUAUUUCUCUCUCAAUCCCAUCGUGAAAGUGUUUCCAAUUUUUCGACCUACGGCUUUGCUCCAGAACACUGCGACCUCUCUCGCCCGAACCAAACCAUCGUUGCUGGAAACCUUUGUCGCGUCGCAUCAUACUACCAUGUCUUCCAGCCGAUCCAUGGAAAUAAUUCCGCGCAGGAACGCUGAACGAGGUCACGCAGAUCAUGGUUGGCUCAAAACGUUUCAUACAUUUUCGUUCGCCAAUUACCAUGACUUUAAACACGAGUCUUUUGGUUCUCUCCGUGUUCUGAACGAGGACCGUGUGGCGCCUCGUACGGGCUUUGGCACCCACAGCCAUCAAGAAUUUGAAAUAUUUUCCUACGUGAUCAGUGGUGCGCUCGAGCACCAAGAUUCCAUGGGCAACACUGAAAUACUAUCUCGCGGUGCCCUUCAGAUGACCUCAACGGGAACUGGCAUCUCUCACUCCGAGAAAGCCCAUGGCCCUCAAGAGGUACAUUUCUGUCAGAUAUGGGCGUCCCCUCGUCCCGGGGAAGGCAAGGGCAAACCCGCGUAUUCUACCAGACAUUUCACCGACGAAGACAAGCGAAACCAAUUCAGGUUGAUUGUCGCGCCUUCGGAUUCGUCUGAAGUCUCGCUUGAUAGGGAGGCUGAAGGCCCUGCCCCGAUUCGCUCGCAACUUCGCGCAUAUGCGUCUCUCGUGGAUCCCGGUGUCUCCCUCACGCAUAAAUUCCACCCAACCCACAGUACCGAUACGCGUAAAGCUUAUAUUCACGUCGUUCAGAGUUCGGGAUACAAUCCUGGUAACGCCAGGGGUGUUAAGUUGCGCGUUGGUGCUCAAAACGAGGGGCCCGUAAUUGAGCUCAGAGAGGGAGAUGGUUCAUAUCUACUUGUGGGAAAGGAUACUGAACUCAAGGUUGAGAACGCGGGGGAAGGUGUGGUUGAGUUUUUACUAUUUGACAUGGAGUAAAGCGUCUAAUAGCUACUGACUUUGGUGAUUUGACUGUAAAUUAACGUCACUAUGGUCUCAUGUUUAAUUCGAGUCAGAAAACUUGGAAAACGCAGGGGUCUUCUGGUAUCCAAAUCGCUGUAGCGGGCCCAGCUAAUCUGCGAUACAUUGAUUUGAUCUUAUGGCCUAUCAUGUCUACACACUGCGAACAAUAUAUUGAUGAUCAGAGAUGAGGCAGAGAAACGCAGAAUCAUUCACAAGGCCCUCAGACAGAGCAGUAAAUAAGAGCGGAAGGACAAUUUCACAGCCAAACAGUCGAAAACAUUGCCAGAAGUACUCGCCAUCAUCUGUCGCGAUGUCAGAAUAACCAGGACUAUUUCAGACUGCCGCCCACUCCAUUAGUGGCACAAGCUCCAGCCCUGCAGU
This is a messenger RNA of Suillus paluster, 1429 nucleotides long. Its product is annotated as RmlC-like cupin domain-containing protein. Bases 197 to 1024 code for a protein of 275 amino acids. Lineage: Eukaryota; Fungi; Basidiomycota; Agaricomycetes; Boletales; Suillaceae. The transcript is spliced from 4 exons. The record is from RefSeq and is a predicted model, not a curated record.